Oncorhynchus gorbuscha (pink salmon) is the source of this 1689-nucleotide messenger RNA. RefSeq names its product proline-rich receptor-like protein kinase PERK2. The transcript is spliced from 2 exons. Lineage: Eukaryota; Metazoa; Chordata; Actinopteri; Salmoniformes; Salmonidae. The record is from RefSeq and is a predicted model, not a curated record. The coding region runs from base 1 to 906 and encodes 301 amino acids.
AUGCUAAACACCAGCCUGCUAGGGCCCUGGCUCGUACACCUACAAGUCACACAAGUCGGCUUCCUGUUCUGUUUGACUCUCCUUCCCCUCUGUCCUUCACCCCUCACUCCAUAUCACACACCAGUCUUCCUAUGUCUCUUACCCCCCCGUCCCUGUCUGUCCUUCACCCCUCACUCCAUAUCACACACCAGUCUUCCUAUGUCUCUUAACCCCUCCCUCCCUGUCUGUCCCUCACCCCCUCCCUGUCUGUCCCUCACCCCUCACUCCAUAUCACACACCAGUCUUCCUAUGUCUCUUACCCCCUCCCUCCCUGUCUGUCCCUCACCCCCUCCCUGUCUGUCCCUCACCCCUCACUCCAUAUCACACACCAGUCUCCCUAUGUCUCUUAACCCCUCCCUCCUUGUCUGUCCCUCACCCCCUCCCUGUCUGUCCCUCACCCCUCACUCCAUAUCACACACCAGUCUUCCUAUGUCUCUUAACCCCUCCCUCCCUGUCUGUCCCUCACCCCCCUCCCUGUCUGUCCCUCACCCCCUCCCUGUCUGUCCCUCACCCCCCUCCCUGUCUGUCCUUCACCAGUCACUCCAUAUCACACACCAGUCUUCCUAUGUCUCUUACCCCCUCCCUCCCUGUCUCUCCCUCACCCCCUCCCUGUCUGUCCCUCACACCCCCUCCUCAUCUGUCCCUCACCCCUCACUCCAUAUCACACACCAGUCUUCCUAUGUCUCUUACCCCUCCCUGUCUGUCCCUCACACCCCUCCUCAUCUGUCCCUCACCCCUCACUCCAUAUCACACACCAGUCUUCCUAUGUCUCUUACCCCCUCCCUGUCUGUCCCUCACUCCCCCUCCUCAUCUGUCCCUCACUCCCCCUCCAUUUUCCUCACCCUCUUUUUCAUUCAGAUGUUGUGAGGUUUUCCUGUUCUGUUUGUCUCUGCCUGCUACCUGUUCUUUCUCUCUCUUUACUCUGACUAAGAAACGUUAAAGGUGCAAUCUGUAAAAAUGAUUGUCCCACAAACAAAUAGUUAAUUUCAAUCCUACAGUAUCAGUGUUGCAGUACACCUUCAAAUAAAACUACAGAUUGCACCUUUAACAAAAUGAAAGAAAGUAAUUGCUGUAAUCUCGGUAUUCAAUCUCGGUAUUCAAUUCAAAUAUUUUGGCAGCAAAACCAAAUGACAUUUUUCAAAAUUGUUUUGUAUAUUAUGUACUUUGACAAAUGUUGAGGGGGAAAAAAUGGUGAUAUUUGGUGAACUGUUUUUUAACGUGUAUAAAUACUUUUCAUUUGGUGUUUUGUGACUAACAUUCUGAUAGAAACCUUCCAUUACGGUGUGCCUUAAUGAACACAACAUCUAUAUGGGGUGAAUCCUAACGUUCACUUCAUUAAGUUGAAUUGUCACUUAGUCUCCCAUUGACAUCAACGCAUGACUACGUGACAACGUGACUUAAGUGGAAGUUAGGAUUUGCUCCUAUGAUUGGCCAAUCAAAAAGCAUUCCACCUUGCUAGACUAGUUCCAUUCCAUUUCACAGACAUUCCAGUCAGAGAGGUUGAUUGGUUGAGUCUGAUGAUGUUGAUGAUUUUAAUAAGUAUCCCCUUCUGUUGUUCAUUUUUAAUUAAUGAAACCAAAGUUUUUUUUUACAGGAAGCCAUGUAUUUUCAAACAGUCUAUGUAAAUGAUUAAAGAUAGACUUGAACUAA